AUGACGUUCGAAAAGAUCGUGAAACUGUGUGAAAAGCACGGAUUCUUGCGAAGAAUCGCCAAUCCGAGGCUAGAAAUGUUCAAAAUCGGGCCAACUGGGGCACUUUUGCAAGAAAAUUUGCACACCGAGUGGCUCAAUAAUAUCGUAAUUAGUAAAGACAUUCAAAUGUUUCAUUGUGUGGACGAUUUCGCGGCGACUUUCGAUUUUGCCAAAGCGACGUGUUUGGGGAUUCCCCCGUUUGGCAUCUCUCGUGUAACACAGAGAAAAUUGCGAGUGCAGGAACAACUAGAUAAAACAGGAUUUGAGAAGUAUUUCGACCAGGGACGGAUCUACGAAUGCUGCGUUUUUAUGCCCCCGAAAGACGUGACCCAGUUUUUCCACCAAUGGCAACGCGAGCGCAAAAUUUGGUGGCGCCGAUUUUCUUCGUCACCUGGACGUUAUAUUUUAACAGAGGGGACCCAGAACGUUGAAAUUUUGGCCAAGUAUCCAUGGGGGGACCAGCUGGUUGAAAGUUUGAGUGUUGUUAGUAAAAUCGAGGGACUCACAAGUGGGCAAUUACAGGUCCAGGAGGGUAAAAAAUUAGUUGAAAUGCAUUGUGUUGUUAGUAAAAUAUCGUCCGUGACGAUGCUUCUAAAUACGAUAUGUGAUGCUUACGAAGAGCCCCUUUUUCAGGAGAAAGAGCGCCCUUUGUUUCGAUUUCACCGUAAAUUGGCUCCGUAUAAAAUCAGUUUUUCGGUCCCUUCAGGCACUAAAGCGGUAACUAACGAAUUGAAGGACUUGGCGGUUUAUUUGUGUCGCCAGUUGCGGAAAAAUCACAUUUCCUGUCUGUACCUCCCUUCCAGUUAUAAAAAUACACUUGAUUUCCAAUGGAAACAAUACGACCAGUUGGGGGUACCUUAUAAUGUACUUCUAAACGAAAAAACCCUAAAAAACGGAAUUGUUUUUUUACGAAGUCGUGAUACGACGCUCAAGGAACAAGUGCAUGUGGCAGACCUGGCCCCCUAUGUCGAAAAACUGUUCAAAAAUUAUUAAUUCUGAUUGUAUUUUUUAUUUCAUGGACUCCCAUGACUUUACAUAAAUAAAUCUCAUUUCUUUAGCAACAA
This is a messenger RNA of Tribolium castaneum (red flour beetle), 1103 nucleotides long. It is a transcript of the gene DNApol-gamma35, whose product is annotated as DNA polymerase gamma subunit 2. Gene Ontology annotation, biological process: mitochondrial DNA replication. NCBI's taxonomy places the organism in Eukaryota, Metazoa, Arthropoda, Insecta, Coleoptera, Tenebrionidae. Bases 1 to 1032 code for a protein of 343 amino acids. The record is from RefSeq and is a predicted model, not a curated record. The transcript is spliced from 4 exons. Gene Ontology annotation, cellular component: cytoplasm; mitochondrion.